UUCCGUGAAUGUUUUGGAAUUUUAUGGUAUUUAUGUUGUCAUCAUUACCAAAUAGAUCACGAACAAACUGGCCUAGUUGUCUAGCUAUGUUCACUGUAGAUUUUACUUUCAUUUUAACGUAAAUAUGGCGCAGUUACUCCUUUUUUAAGGCUGUUCUGUGAUGUUCUGUGUUAGUCGUCACAGUCGUUGCUUAGCUGGCUCGCUAGCUACAGAGGCUAAUGUUUGCAGGCGAAAGUUGGCUAGCUAGCUGGCUGGGGAACUGAAAGCGCAGGGGGCAUCUGCUUUUCUGCUCUUUUUGAAGAUAAUGGAGCCAACAAAGAUGAGGCUGCGGACGCGGAAGAAGGCUGGCUCGGACAAGGCCUUGCAGACGAUGACAGCAGAGGCGUCCCCCGACUCAAAGUGCCCAAUCUGCCUGGACAGAUUCAACAACAUGGCGUACCUGGACCGCUGCCUGCACAAGUUUUGCUUCCGGUGCAUCCACGAGUGGUCCAAAAACAAAGCCGAAUGCCCCCUGUGCAAGCAGGGCUUCAACUCCAUAUUCCACACAAUCAAGGCCGAGAACGACUUCAAGGAGUUCGUCCUGAGGCCGGUGGAGAACGGCUCUUUCGGGAGCCCCGGGGGCCACCGGUUCAGGUACCGCACCACGCUGACCAGGGAGAGGCAGGAGGCCCGGCGGAUAACGUCCUCGCCCCCCGACAACGGGGUCAUCUUCGAGGGGCUGGCCGGGCCCGCCCCGUCGCAGCCGGACAGGGGGGUCCGGCGCAUGAUGACCAGGCUGGCGGCGCGGAGGCGGGCGCAGAGCGAGGGCCGGACGCUGCGGGCCCUAAGGGAGCAGGAGGUGAUCAGGUUCCGGCGGGCGCUGUACCGCACGGGGGUGCGCGUGCGGAGCGUGCGGGACGGCGGCCGCUACCGGGACACCUCGGCCGAGUUCUACCGGAGGAACCCGGCGUGCCUCCACCGGCUGGUCCCCUGGCUGAAGCGGGAGCUGACGGUCCUGUACGGCGCCCACGGCUCCCUGGUCAACAUCGUGCAGCACAUCAUCAUGUCCUGGAUCACCCGCUACGACAUGGAGGACCAGGCCAUGCAGGAGGAGCUGCGACCCUUCCUGCUGGCGCGCACCGACCACUUCCUGCACGAGUUCAUCAGCUUCGCGCGAGCCCCGUUCAACAUGGAAGCGUACGACCAGCACGCCAUCUACGACUGCCCCGCCCCGUCCUCCCUGGAGGACAGCAGCUCGGACGCGUCGGUCAUCGCCAUAUCGGAGGACGAGGACGAGUUGGACCUGCGGCGGGGCCCCGUGGCGGGCGGGGCGCUGAGCCAGGCGCCGUGGGACGACGAGACCCCCGGGCCCUCGUACUCGGCGGCGGAGCAGGCGACGCCCGCGACACUGGCACUCAGCGAGUCGGAGUCCGAGAGCGGCGCGGAGGAGCGGGCGGGGCCGGGGGCCACCCCCCAGCAGGGGGCCCUGGUGAAGGCGGACCCGGCGGCGGCCAAGGACGGGGUGGACUCCUCCGGCGAGGAAGACUGCGUCAUCAUCGGCUACGUCAAGCCCAUGGUGGAACGGACGCCGGAGCUCGUCCAGCUCUCCUCGGACUCUGAGGAGUCCGUCCGCAACGAGAGCCCGGAAGCCUUCCCACAGCCCCAGCACAUCCGCUUCCCCAGCCUCAGCCCCCCCUCCUCCGCUGGCUCCAUGGGGUCCAAACCCAGGUCCCCCACCCAGGGGCAGGCUCACUCCCACCAGAGGUCAGAGGCCAAAGACGGCGAUCGCACCUCUGCGGCGCCUGGCGACGGACGCCCAUCUUCCCCCUGGGGUUCCCCGCCUCCAGACCGAUGCAGAAUCUCCGGGGAGACGGAUCCAAAAGGCGGCAGACGUCACCGGACGGACCGGUGCGACCGCAGCAAGAAGCACCGGAAACGGGACCGGUCCAGGAGAAGGCGGGAGUCCAGGAGCGGGGAGAGGCGUCCCCUGGACGGGACGCGAAAGCGGUCCAGGAGCCCCACGAUAUCCAUCCGGAGCGACAGCACGCUCUCCAGAGGCAGGGGCCGCUCCAGGUCGCGGAGCAGGGACCGGCGGCCCUCGAGAGGCGGGGCGCGAGAGGAGGGGCGAGGCCGAGACGGCGGCGGGGCCAGGCGCUCGCGCUCAGGACGCCGGGAUUCCCGCGGCCGCUACGGCCGGGAGAGGGACCAUGGCCACUGCAGGGGGCGCUAUCCCAGCAGCCCCGGGAACCCUGACCGCUGGAAGCCGUCUCGCUCGCGGAGCCGGACCCCGACGGACCCCUGCCGGAGGGACAGGGGACGAUCCAGGAGCCCCUCCACCGCCAGCUCCCGGGGGUCCCGCUCCCCCCGCGCGACAGGAUCCCGGCACGACAAGCCCGGCGGGAAGAGGAAGUACAAGACCCGGCACCUGGAGGACCCGGCCGGGGAGGACCGCUCCCCCGGGCCGCGCGCCCAGUCCUCCUCUUCCUCCGCCUCCCGAGCCAAAGAGAAAAGGCCCCACGGGGAGAAGCGCCACGGGAAGUCCCGGGGAAAGAGCAGGAGCCCCAGCGUGGAGAUCGUCUACGAGGGCCAGGCCUCGGGGGAGGGCAGGAGGCGCCACAAGAAGAGGAAGAAGCACAAAAAGAAGAGCAAGAGGAGGAAGGCCCGGGAGGCCUCGCCCAGCGUCAUCACCAUCAACAGCGACAGCGACCACAGCGCCGGCGCGCCGGCCGCUCCCCUCGACCUCCGCUGCCCGGAAAGCGCCGACGAGGCGCCCGCUGCUCCCGGUAACCCUGGCGACGAGCGGCUGCUGGAAUCCAUCCUGCAGGCCUGGGAAAAGCCGACUCAGCCCGUCGGCCAGUGCAGCGGCGCGGAUAGUUUGAAAGACGCGGCAGCUUUUACCGUGGAUGACGCAAAGCACGACCUGCCAGUCGGCAUUGGCGAACAGACUCCUGCAUCUCCCAAGGAUGAGACUAACACUUCCAGCAGCCCUAUAAUAAGCAUCGACAGCCAUUUUCUGAGUUGUUUGUGAAACCUGACAGAUAGCAAUUACGGUGGCACAGGCUAAAACUCAAAUACAUUACUCAACGCACACUUGUAUCUGUUUAUUUUCUUACACAGCCAUUAUAUACUUGAACUACCAAAUGAUCUCAUUCAAUAUUUUCAGAUGAAUGCCGGUUUACGAACCAUUCUUUAUUAUGGAAUAUGAUCAUUUUGCUGUGCUAUACUCAGGGAAAAGAUUGACAUGUAGCUACCCUGGUAGAUUUUACCACCUUUUUUGAAUGAAAACAUCUACUGCCAGUUUGAGGAACCUUAAACCUGAAAUUUAAGACAGAAACCCUAGAUGUGCAUUGCAUAUGACAAAUGCCAAGGAUUGGAGUGCAGUAGGGACUUUCUAACUGCACCUCCAGGAUUAAUUUGGUUAAAUGGGAGAAUAAGUGUUUUAAUUACUAUUAAAGAUUAAAGAUUAAAAAUA
This is a messenger RNA of Anguilla rostrata (American eel), 3451 nucleotides long. RefSeq names its product topoisomerase I binding, arginine/serine-rich a (gene toporsa). The transcript is spliced from 2 exons. Gene Ontology annotation, molecular function: ubiquitin protein ligase activity. NCBI's taxonomy places the organism in Eukaryota, Metazoa, Chordata, Actinopteri, Anguilliformes, Anguillidae. The record is from RefSeq and is a predicted model, not a curated record. Bases 305 to 3007 code for a protein of 900 amino acids. Gene Ontology annotation, biological process: protein polyubiquitination; protein monoubiquitination.